Molecule: messenger RNA, 1544 nt
Organism: Arachis duranensis
Lineage: Eukaryota; Viridiplantae; Streptophyta; Magnoliopsida; Fabales; Fabaceae
Product: protein EMSY-LIKE 4
Exons: 7
Coding region: 373-1527 (384 amino acids)
Biological process (GO): defense response to fungus
Cellular component (GO): nucleus
Source: RefSeq, a predicted model, not a curated record
AAAGUAGUCAAAAAUCGCAUUAUCCUUCGUGAGAAAGGACAGUGACAGGUUGGUAGUUCACUCAGCAUUAGUGUCUCUACUUGGAAAAGAAAAGCCGACUCGCACCCAUAACACUGUCCGAGUCCGACCCGACAGGAAAAAGAUUUCCAUAGCAAACUUUCUUCGAUUCCACCACCAACCACCGCCUGCGUCCAUACACUCCUCUCCCCCGCGACUCCCCGCGCCUGAUUCGCCCUCUGUGUUUCUCUCUCUCUCUCACAAACACACAGACACACACACAAACUUCGGUGCAGAAAGACAAAAGAAAGGGUUUUUCUGCGCGUUCAACUUGGUUCUGGAUCUGGGCACUUCAAUUUCCGGUGCAAACUGGCUAUGGACUACGAACCCUACGACAGUAGUGGAACUGAUGAUGAUCUUCCACCAGCACAUCAGAAUAGGAUUCCCAGAGGGGGACGUCUUGCUGGAAAUGGAAGAUCUGCUGUAGGUUCAAUUCCAUUCCCCAGGAUGUACCCGGAUGUUGAUAUGGAAGCUCAAAUUCAUCAACUUGAGCAGGAAGCAUACAGUUCAGUUCUACGAGCCUUUAAAGCUCAAGCUGAUGCCAUUACUUGGGAGAAGGAAAGUUUGAUAACAGAACUAAGAAAAGAACUGAGGUUAUCAAAUGAGGAACAUAGGGAACUUCUAGGCCGCGUUAAUGCAGAUGAUGUCAUACGAAGGAUAAGGGAGUGGAGACAGGGAGGAGGCCACCAACCUGGCCUGCUGAAUACUGGGCAAGCGAUUCAUGAUUCAAUUCCAAGCCCUACAGUCUCUGCCUCUCGUAACAAGAAGCAGAAGAUAACAGCAUCUGUUCCGUCACAAUCUUUUGGUGGACCUUCUCCUCCAUUUCACCCCCAACCAGUGGCGACACCUCACCAGCCCUCUUCAUCUGUGGGAAAACGUGGAUCUGUUCCUGGAGCUAAGGGCAAGAAGCAAAAACCUGGCCAGAUGGUACCUGGUGGAUCUUCAUUAAAGCUGCAGCCACCAACAGGACCAGGCGGAAGGAAUCCAUUGCCUAAUAGAGUUACUUCUGGUGCUGUCAUGGGUGAGCAUGCUGAGGGAGCAUCAUUUAAUUCAUUAAUUGGUAGGAGAGUGCGGACAAGAUGGCCAGAUGACAAUAACUUCUAUGAAGCUGUUAUUGCUGACUACAAUCCAACUGAUGGACGACAUAAUCUGGUUUAUGACAUGGGGAGUACAAAUGAAACAUGGGAAUGGGUACAUCUCUCAGAGAUCUCUCCUGAAGAUAUACAAUGGGUAGGUGAGGAUCCUGGAAUAAAUCGUGGGGGUUUUGGCGGAUCCGGUCAAGGGAUACAUAGGUCUGUAGGACGUGAUAGUGUUCCAGGAGUAGCUGCAGGAAGAGGUAGAGGAGCCCCAAAGGGGCAAUCUAGGAAAGAUUUCCUGUCAACACAAAAUGGUAUUGGAAAAAAGACCCCAGAGGAUAUACAAAUACUUCAUACAGACACACUAGUUAAGGAGGUAGCUGAAAACCUUUGAAUCAAAUUGUUUGGUUA